This is a messenger RNA of Condylura cristata (star-nosed mole), 585 nucleotides long. RefSeq names its product zinc transporter 1-like. Gene Ontology annotation, cellular component: membrane; endoplasmic reticulum; Golgi apparatus. Gene Ontology annotation, biological process: detoxification of zinc ion; intracellular zinc ion homeostasis; zinc ion transmembrane transport. The transcript has a single exon. NCBI's taxonomy places the organism in Eukaryota, Metazoa, Chordata, Mammalia, Eulipotyphla, Talpidae. Gene Ontology annotation, molecular function: zinc ion transmembrane transporter activity; calcium channel inhibitor activity. Bases 25 to 543 code for a protein of 172 amino acids. The record is from RefSeq and is a predicted model, not a curated record.
CGCAACCGCGGCCGCCUGCUGUGCAUGCUGCUGCUGACCUUCCUGUUCAUGGUGCUCGAGGUGGUGGUCAGCCGGGUGACCGCGUCGCUCGCCAUGCUGUCCGACUCGUUCCACAUGCUGUCGGACGUGCUGGCGCUGCUGGUGGCGCUGGUGGCCGAGCGCUUCGCCCGGCGGACGCGCGCCACGCAGAAGAACACGUUCGGCUGGAUCCGCGCCGAGGUGAUGGGGGCGCUGGUGAACGCCAUCUUCCUCACCGGGCUGUGCUUCGCCAUCCUGCUCGAGGCCAUCGAGCGCUUCCUCGAGCCGCACGAGAUGCAGCAGCCCCUCGUCGUGCUGGGCGUCGGCCUGGCCGGGCUGCUGGUCAACGUGCUGGGGCUCUGCCUGUUCCACCACCACAGCGGCUUCGGCGGCCACGGCCACGGCCACGGCCACGGCGGCCCAUGGGGCACGUCGCUUUCAAACCCGCCGUGGCGGCGAGGUGCUGGCACAGCACCUUCCUCAGGGUGGCCGAGCCCCAGGGCAACCCUCGCGCACGCCCAGUGACGCUUAGCGCGUGACCAGGCUGCGAGGGACGCGGGCGGCCGG